Molecule: messenger RNA, 810 nt
Organism: Durusdinium trenchii
Lineage: Eukaryota; Dinophyceae; Suessiales; Symbiodiniaceae
Source: the annotation of a GenBank genome assembly
AUGAUCGGUACGCACGUCAGUGGAGAUGAGCGCCUGUUCAACAGAGCUUUGGAGGACAAGGAGCUUACCUCUUUCAAGGAUGAGGCGUCCGGCAUUGAGUACUACAGCUUCCGUAAGCUUCAGGCUGUGGAUUUGCAUGCGUCAGAGCAGGGGGAGCAUGUGCGUGGCUACAAGAAGCUUGGGAAGGAUCAAGCUUACACCUUGGGUGCCCUCAUGACGAAGAUGAAGUGGGACUUCAAAAUGAUCAAGGCUGAAGAAAAGAGUUUGGACAAGGACGGCGAGAUUCCCAAAGGGUUUGAAGCAUUGGCAUCUAAAGCGAAAGAUGCCGUGGAAAGACUCUUGAAGGAGGGAAAGAAAAUCGCCAACCAGAUUGGAGGCAAGGCCUUGAUCAAGAACGGGUCUACCAUGCUGACAGGCCAUCUCAACGACCUGAACCAUUGGUCUAUGUUCCAAGAACUGCCCAACAAAUCAAUGCCAUCCAAGACAACUUUGGAGUCCUUCGUGGGGAAGAUUGCAGUCGAUGUGGAUCGUUUCAAUGGAGAAAUAAACGUCGGCUUAAAGCUCGUAGGAACUGAAGCGUUACACUUAGCUCGGCUGCUUAGUGAUCACGCCUACGCCUCUAGCUCUUGGGAAAUUUUGAUGGGGGGUUAUUCUGUUUUGCUUAGCCUAUUUACCAAAAAGAACAUUAAACAACCUAUGGUUCGAAGCUGUUCUCCAUAUCUCAUGGCUCAGAUUGCGCCUCAUGGCUCAAAACCCCUGCCAAACAUACUGACUGAAGUUGAGGAGUUUGCAGCGUCGAGUGAUCCUUGA